Cryptomeria japonica (Japanese cedar) is the source of this 1167-nucleotide messenger RNA. RefSeq lists its product as uncharacterized. The record is from RefSeq and is a predicted model, not a curated record. Bases 1 to 1167 code for a protein of 388 amino acids. NCBI's taxonomy places the organism in Eukaryota, Viridiplantae, Streptophyta, Pinopsida, Cupressales, Cupressaceae. The transcript has a single exon. Gene Ontology annotation, molecular function: nucleic acid binding; zinc ion binding.
AUGCAUUCUUUAAUUUCAAUUGUUGGAAUAGCUCUUUCUGGUAAAGAGAAUUAUCAUGAAUCGUUUCGUAAAGUUAAGAAUACUCUUAUUUUUGAUAAUAUGUGGGAUGAUGUCUGUGAAAGCAAAGGUGAUAGUGAAGCGCCAAAGCAGCCUACAGAUGCAAAAGAACUCAUCUUCUGGAAGAGUAAAGACAAAAAGGCUUAUGCUUUGAUUGCUGCCUCCGUUAGUGAAGAGGUGAGUAGAAAUAUAAUCUCUUGUAAGACUGCAUUUGAAGAUUUGAAAAAACUCAAAGAUCUUUAUGAUUCUCAUUUAGAGCUUGAAAUUAUACAAUUAUUAAUGAAAUUAUUCAACUUAGAGAUGCAAGAUAAUGAUCCGAUGAAGUUAGCCUCUGAAAUCAGAGCUCUUUAUCAUGAUAUUGGGGCCACUGGUGUAAAAGUUGAUCUACAACUCACUGCUUUUAUUAAAGCCCUGUAUCCUACCUAUUCACACUAUCUUGAGUCUCUUCAAGAUACUGAAAAGAUGAAAGACAUAACAUUUGAUAAAAUUGUGGAGAAAAUUGCAGAGAGAGAAAAAGCCUUUGGGAAGAAGGCAUCACAUUCCAAUGAUGAGACUCUACGUCUUGCACAACAGGGGCAUACAUCCAAAGAUGAAUCUUCUAGACAUGACACUAGCAGUAGAGGUCGUGGCAGUCGUCAAUCUAGAGGAAGAGGGGGUAGAAAUCAUCAAGGUGAUAGACAACAUUCGCAGCCUCAACACCAACAUAGAGACUACCAACACAAAGACAUCCAGUUAAGAGACAAACAAUCUAUGCAGUGCUAUAGAUGUGGAAAAAUGGGUCAUAGUGCCACUCUUUGCAGAACUCCUUGGGAGAAGAUUCGUGACAAGAAAGAGCAGCCACCAGACAAAGGUAAUCCUCUAGAGUUUGUUCAUUAUGUUGUAGCACAUUGUAACCUUUGGAUUGAUGGAGUAGUUUAUUUUGUAGACAAGUCUCAGUUAAAACCUUUAGGAAUUGGAUCUGUUAGACUUAAAUUACCAGGACUUGCUGAUUACAUACUUUCUAAUGUUCUUUAUCUUCCACAAUUGAAGAGAAAUUUGAUAUCCCUUGCGCAUAUUAGACAACAAGAUCAUUCAAUACAUAUUUUUGAUGGCAUCAUUGAGAUGAGAUGA